This is a messenger RNA of Anopheles bellator, 3044 nucleotides long. RefSeq names its product proteoglycan Cow (gene Cow). NCBI's taxonomy places the organism in Eukaryota, Metazoa, Arthropoda, Insecta, Diptera, Culicidae. The record is from RefSeq and is a predicted model, not a curated record. Gene Ontology annotation, molecular function: protein binding; calcium ion binding. Gene Ontology annotation, biological process: establishment of protein localization to extracellular region. The transcript has 11 exons. The coding region runs from base 673 to 2589 and encodes 638 amino acids.
UUGUUCAUUUUGGGGGUAGCUUUUUUUACUACGAAUUAUUACGCAGACUGGCGCAUAACUCGCUGUUGUCGGUUGGUAUAGAUUGUGUGAUUGUCUUGUUUUCGCCACGGGCGGCCAUCGUUGAGUUGCAGAACCGUCUGGUCGUUGUGGACAUUUUCCCGUGGUGCUCCGUGUGGUUGUUGGCAUUCCAAAACAUCGCCCACAGUCCGGUGGUCGGGUGAAGGAAUUUCCUACAGCACUCCAGCGAAAGGAGGAAGGCAUUAAGAUAUCCUAGUGCCGCGAGUGAGCGAGCGAGUGAGCCAAGUGUACGCAGGUGCUCGUUGCCGUGCGGCAAACAGUGACCAAAUCAGCCCACCAAACUUGCCCUCGAACCAGUGGGCCAGCUUUUCGUCUCCAUUUGCAAAGCAAUUCAGUCCGCUUUUGUACUUUCAGCAGAGAGUACCCGUGUGUGUUGGUGGUUGAAAGCGAUUUUUUCGCUCUCGUCCGGGUGUUCUUGUCGAAAGUGUUGUUUUCCGGAGACCACACUCCACGCGGUGAGAGGGCACUAACAGUCCUUUGGAAGAGGAAGUGAAAAAGCCCCAACACUUCGUCCGCCACUGUGCGGUGUGAUUAGCAUAGCUUUACUGUUCAGACAAAGGCAUUGGAAUAACCCGUCAGCGACAGUUUACGACGAUGAAUAACCUGUGGUUCACCUUUACGGUCCUACUGGCGCUGGCCGCGAUCGGCUCGUUUGCCGUCGACGCCAAGAAGAAGCUUUCGAACAACAAGUACGGCGAUGGUGAUUUUGAGUUCAUCGACGAGGAAGAUAAAAGCAAUCAGCAACAACAACAACUUGACUCUUCGGCAGCGAUGCAAUUAAAACAGGAUCAACAACAAAUGCUAACUGAGAAGAAGAAAUGGAUACACGACCCAUCCAGCGACCUCUGCAAACCUCUCAACUGUAAGAAAAAAGAGCUCUGUCUGCUGGAGGACGCGUACACGGCGGUUUGUGUUUCGAAGAAGGAACUUCAUAAGAACAAAUUCAUCAACAGCUAUAAUACGCUUGCGAACAGGGAAGAAAUUAUCAGCAAGAGCAAAUAUUUCGACGAAGAAGAGGCAAAGCGGAAGGCCGAUGCCGAGGCGGAAGCUGAUGCCGCAGCAGCUGCAGCCGCCGCAGCCAACCUUGGAGGUGGCGUCGGUGGUGGCAAUAGUGCCGAUGGAGGCAGCAUGACGCUUAUGGCGGCCAGCGGCGAUAGUAGCACAGGAAGCAACACCAACGAUGGUACGAGCAGUGGAUUGGAUCAGGAGGAUCGUGAAGACGACGAAAGCUCGUCUCAGGAUGACGACGUGUUCUACGAUAGCGAGGCCGGGGAGAAGGAGGAAGACUGCAAGCCCUGCCCUGUAGUGAAACCUACUUUCCUGUGCGGUAAUGACAACAGGACAUAUUCGUCCUUGUGCCGCCUGGAGUAUCACAACUGCAUUCACGCCAGUGAGGUGAAGGUGAAAUGCAAAGGGUUCUGUCCGUGCAAAGAUGGCAACCUGCUUCUGGAUCUGAAAAAACAACAACGACUCACGGACCGGAUGAGUGCGUUCAAUGCCAAGUACCAGCGGACGAUCGACAGCAAUGACAUCAACCUCAUCCCACCGGGCAAGAAGGAGGAAAAAAACCGCCACUACAACCACAUCAACUCGCAGUACACUUUCACUCCCGAAGAGAUCAAGUACGACAACAAACACUACAAGUACAUUAAGUACACCACGUACAAGAGCAAGCAACCUUCGUUACAGACGUCUCGUCAGUCGGCAGCAGCAAGCCAGUAUGAAGGGUACGGUUCGUCCAACGGUGGUUCGGCACACCUUGGUGAAGACAAGCAUAAAAUCCGAGGCUACAACGAGGUCCUCGACAAGCCGGUCAGCGGCAAUGGUAAUAGCAACAACAAACCAUCGAAACAGUCCGGCGGCAUGGCACGUUACCCCAUGAAGGCGAGCGAGUGCAAGCCGCAGCAACUGACGGCCAUCGGUAACCGAUUGCUCGAUUGGUUCUCCGUGAUCAUGGCGGAUAGCAAGAAGCGGCGGCAGCAUCAGCAACAGAAGAACAAGAUCCACUUCCCAGGGGCGUGCAAGCUCGAAGCGCGCUGGAUGUUUGGCCAUCUCGACCUGAACAACGAUGGCGAGCUGUCCACGCAGGAACUGUAUGACCUCGAGCACGACCAGAACGAACGAUGCAUCAAACCGUUCAUCGAUACAUGCGAUCUCGAUCAGGACAACACGAUAGAUCCUCGUGAGUGGUGCCGGUGCUUCGAAAAAACGGAUCGCCCGUGUGCCGCUGUCCGGCGACGUUUGGGCAACGAUUUGAGCGGCUCGUAUGCCCCAGACUGCGAUAGCCAAGGAUUCUACAAGCCAACGCAAUGCCAUCAGGCCGUCGGUAUUUGCUGGUGUGUAGAUGAGCACGGCGUCGAGUUUGCCAACACGCGCACUCGAGGAAAACCAAACUGCGAAGAAAUCAUUAACAAUGCCACUACCCUCAAUUCGGACGACGAAGACACCGAAGAUUCCGACGAUGACGAUGACAGCCAAGAGGGAAGCGCCGACCGCCUAUUGGUAUUCUAAACACGCGGCAUGCCAAAUUGGCGUAAUUGUUUGUUUCUUCCAACAAUUUAAUGUAACUUUAUUCUGUGAGGAAACAAUCCGUCUGUACGUUUGUGUUAGUGCGCAUCGUUUACUGUAUUCGGACAUUUUUGAAACACUCGCGAUGGAGGUGGUCUACAGAAUGCUCCUCACGUAUUCCGCUGUAUAUUGUUUAGGUCAGACAGCAAACGAUGAAUUAGACAAAUCAUCUCCCAUUUCCCGUCCUUGCCUCCACCAAUGGUGGCGGUGGAGUUGUAUCAAUCAGAGGUUGAUUCGGAGUGUAAAAAAAACUAAUUGGAAUGCUGUCCGUUGGCCGGCUGUCUAACGAUUUACGCAAAACAUUUUCGAAAUGUGUCGCUCCCGUCCUAAAUAACGUUGUAAUGUCAAAGGAGUAAGGUUUAGCUUAAAUAUUGGCUCAUAAGAACCAAGAGCUAUUG